GACAAAGUCGGGCUCUAAGCACCCCCACCGUGUCGUGCACUCACGUCGCAGUCGCACACACCCGUCUGUCCCCCCCCCCCAGCCACGAUGCCCUCCGCCCGCCAGCCCAACCGCGCCGAAUACGAGCCCCUCAACCCCACCGCGACCGACUCCACCUCCGACCUCUCCUGGGAAGAAAAGCAGUCCUCCUCCUCGUCCUCUGCCGCUGCCGCCACCUGCUGCAGUGCUGCCUCAGGCGCCGCCGCGCUGCUCUCCCCGCGCGCGUUCUGGGCGCUCUGCGCCGUCGCCCUGCUCACCGUGCUCAACCUCGCGCUCUACCCGCGCACGCUCGCCACGAGCGCAGCGCACUACGCCCCGACCGGGCUCCCCACAAUCGGGUCCAGCCCAGGCCUCGACCGCGCCCGCGCGCAGGGCGGCCUCGCGAGCUUCCGCUUCGUGAAGCCCGCGCGCAUCGGGAGCGCCGACGCGCAGGACGCGCAGGACGGCAGCGCGGCGGAGGGCAUGUGGGCAAAGGGCCGCGCCCUGCGCAUGUCGCGCCGCGAAACCGCGCUCGUGCAGUUCACGGUGCCGGACGGCAACGCGUCCGCCCCGUGCGCGAUCGCGUUCUUCCGCCCGCCGCUCACGGUCACGUCCGAGCUCACGGGCGCGCUCGCGGCCGUCGAGGUCUGGGACGUGCCCGCGGCGGCGCUCUCGAGCUCCCCCUCGAGCUCCGCGGACGGCUCCGGCGACGCCCCGCUGUCGCUUGCGCGCGCGCAGGAGCGCAUGGUCGCGACGCUUGAUCUGACGCGGCAGGCUGCGCUCGCGACGAGCGGAGAGUUUGCGUGUGCGGCCGGCGAGCGGCGCGUGUUCGAGGUCCGGUGUCCCGCCGGGAAGGCGUGCGUCGUCCAGUACACGGACAAGCCCAGGCUGAACAUCGGAUUUCAGCUGAGGAGGAAGAUUUAG
Heterobasidion irregulare TC 32-1 is the source of this 942-nucleotide messenger RNA. RefSeq lists its product as uncharacterized. Bases 88 to 942 code for a protein of 284 amino acids. Lineage: Eukaryota; Fungi; Basidiomycota; Agaricomycetes; Russulales; Bondarzewiaceae. The record is from RefSeq and is a predicted model, not a curated record. The transcript is spliced from 3 exons.